Molecule: messenger RNA, 1494 nt
Organism: Synchytrium microbalum
Lineage: Eukaryota; Fungi; Chytridiomycota; Chytridiomycetes; Synchytriales; Synchytriaceae
Exons: 11
Coding region: 1-1494 (497 amino acids)
Biological process (GO): nucleocytoplasmic transport
Cellular component (GO): nuclear pore
Molecular function (GO): structural constituent of nuclear pore
Source: RefSeq, a predicted model, not a curated record
AUGUUUACUCCGGGAGGAGGAUUCGGUGCUGCUCCAGCCACCCCGUUUGGUCAGCAAGCACAGCAGCAACCUCAAACUCCAUUUGGCCAGCCAACUCCAAUGACUCCUUCUAUAUUUGGUACUCAGCAACCAGCUGCACCUCAAUUCGGCCAACCUCAACAGCAGCAGCAGAUGGGAUCAUUCGCAACAACACCAGCUCAGGCGCCACCUACUUCUUUAUUUGGUACCGCGCCUACUAGUGCUGCCCCUCAGUCUUCUCUUUUUGGUGCCCCUGGUACCCAACCUCAACAACAGCAGCAGACAAACUUAUUUGGUGCUGCUCAACAACCUCAGCAACAACAGCAACAGACCAAUUUAUUCGGUGCUCCUCAGCAACCUCAACAACAGCAACAGACAAACUUAUUUGGCGCUCCUGCGCAACAGCAACAACAGCCAUCAUCCUCAUUAUUUGGAACACCAGCUGUAGUAGCUUCUGCACCUGGUUCAUCCUUAUUUCCACAACCCGCGGCUCCCGCAACAUCGUCCCUAUUUGGUGGUCAACAGCCUGCAGCUCCUCAAGCAGGCGGAUUGUUUGGUCCUGCAACAAUUCAAGCACCUCCGCCUGCCCAAGCAGGAGCUCCAAAUCCUUUGGAUGCGUCCAAAAUCAAAGAUUCAAAGUAUCAGGAAUUGCCAGAAGAGUAUAGGAAAUUCAUUGAUGAGCUUGAUGCGCAUAUCAGAAAACAAGUGCACUUGGCAAACGAUGUCAGCGUAAUGGCUGCAAACAGCUCUGACGAAGUGAAACGAUCUGAAAGCCAAAUCAAGGAGUUAAACAAGCGGGUGUCAUCUGCCAAACAGCUGCUUGCAAGAGAUUCCUAUCUGACUGAUGAGCUAAGAGAAGAUGUUCGGAAAGCAUUGAGGAAUGGCGAAAUGGUGAUGCGAUUUGUGGAUCGUGCAAGACCACCAAACCAACCUGUAUAUUUGCCUACUGAGGCUGAAGCUGCCCGAAGAUACUUUGAAUCUUUGGCAAUUGGUUUGGAAGUCAAGUUGCAAACGUGUUUGCAAGCCCUUGAAGAAUUGGAACAAGUAGUGCCAUCAAGUAUGCAGAGAUCUACUAUGAGUAUACAAGACAUGGUGGACACAUUGGAAAGUCAGCAUGAUGUAUUCAUGGGUAUAGCAGCGCAAGCAGCGUCUAUACAUGAGACCAUUGAAAGACAUUGGGAGGAGUAUCGCAACUUCAAAAGAAAUUACCUGAACAGUGAUGUUUCAAGCCGAAGGAUAUCUUCAAAGCCCUCAAAUGGUGGUGAUCAAGGUUCUCUCGCUGCUUCAAUGCUUCGACCUGCUUCCGUCAAUGCUGCCAAUGCUCUCGCCGCUUCAGGUCAACAACAACAGCAACAGCAACUACUACAGCAGCAAGCAACAUCACAAUCCCAACAAGUUCCUCAAAUGCAGACUUUCUUUGGUGCUGCACCCGUGACAGCUGCUAAAAAGACAACAAGGAAGACAACGAGAAGUUGA